CAAAAAUGCUAAAACCAUUCUUGGUGGUAUGUCUGUUAAUUGCUGCUGCAGAAUCCAGUAAUUUGAGCACAGAGACAAAAAGUCAGAUCGAAGAAAGUCAGCGUGAGCAAAAUGAUGCCCUCAAAACUCCAAAGCAAAAUUCAACUACGGCUACUUUGAUAAUUGCGAAUUCAACCACAUCUAAUGCAAAAUCACCCUAUUCUACAGCAACUACAGCUGAGAACUCUGAUCUCACCGCUGAAUCUUCUGCUGCCCAACCAUUACCCUUAAUCGAGAUAUCUACAGCUACUUCCACUCUUUCAGAGCCAAUAACUGCAACUACUAUAGAACCGAACUACCCCAUCCCAAAAAAUCCGGUCCAUAAUCAUAUCGAAUUGAGAGACCCAUCCAUGAACUCAUCCCUGUGCUUCAUGGCAGAUAUAUACAUGAGUUUCGAUGUUCAUUACAACGAUACAAAAGGCGAUAUCAAAGAGGUUCAGAUCUUCGUACCCGAGAUCAGAACAGCAGACGCAAUCAUGCACCAGGACAACUGUUCCCAUGCAAAGUCACUGAAAGUGCCUGCGACGUGGACUUGGAAUGAGAAAACCUGGAAUGUGAAUCUGAUUUUCGCGAGGGGAAACAAGUCGUACUCUUUGUUAGGAGUAGAAGUUACGUUCCCAAAUGAUCCGAAGUUUUUUCCAUCUAUUCAGAACACUGAUGACGUGCUGAGGUUUGAGAACGAGUCUGUUGUUGCUGGGGCAGGAAUUUCGAUGGGUCACAUGUACAAGUGUGAGGCGGAUGCGUUCAUCAUAGUCACUCCCAACCAGUUGGUAAUGAAGGUGUCCCAUCUCAAAUUGCAGGCAUUCGUGUUCCCCCAACCCCCACUUCAGAAUGAGAAAAAAGACCAUAUGCUCCUGAAGGACGAAGUCAAAAACGAAGACAGCAACAGCCGAUACAGCAACGAAGUGGAUGUGUGUUUGGAAGACAAGCCGGAGAGCAAGCUGAUUCCGAUCAUUGUGGGCUGUGUGCUGGCAGGACUCAUUGCGCUAGUCCUCAUUGCCUACGUCAUCGCCUCCAGGAGGUACAAGAAGUACACUGGGUACGAGACGCUGUAGAACGAGACACCACACCACGACGAGCUCGCAUAACAUCCACCCCUCAUCACUAUUUCACUCUCUCUCUCUCAUCUUGUACAAGAAGAGACGACCAGACCAGACCACAAGGGACAAAGUGCCCUGUACUGCAAAUAUUGGACGAACGGACUUGCUCAUGUUCUAUCAUUUUAACUUAGAAUCCUAUUAUUCCCCAUCGGCGAUAGAGUUUUACUCAUCUAACUUGCGGCUAGAAAGUCUUUUCAAAUCGCAAGGUUGGCUUUUUUGGUAAACAAUGUCUAGCAUAAUCGUUCGAUAGCGUGGCUCGUCAUGAAAAUUAAAUGACUGGUUUUCCCAGUUCGUGCAGAGACAGUCAUUCUUGAGAUGAGAAGGACCCCAGGUUUGAGUCCGGCCAGAACUUGCCUUUUUGUCAUCUAUUUGUUCUUUCACAAACGUUUUUUUUUUAAAUAUAUAGGUCGCUAUUUUUCUUUUUUUUGUUUUUUUUUUCAGGAAAGGUCUUAAAAUUGUUCAGGUUCAAAUAUAUUUUUUCUCCUUUUUUAAUUUAAUUGUAGAAUUUAGUUUUCAGAGUUUCCCAGCGAAAUAAAAAAAUUUACCUAUCGAUUCAUUUUUUUUUCAAAUUCAGUUAAUUUAACCAAAAAAGAGUAAAUCAUAAAAUGUUCUUAAAAAUUAAAGGGGUUUAAGUCCAUCUAUUUUUUUCUUUGAAAUUCGAAGUUAUUAAUUAUUUCGAAAUUAUAAUUUAGUAUUUUUUCCCGUUUUCUUGCCUUCGUUGUCUCUUUUUUCCAACUGUAUCUUGGCUAUGUUUUUUACUUUAUUCGUCGAAUUAGUUGUUAUUGUAAGACAUCGUUGACUGGAGUCUUAUGUGGUUGCUCAUCAUGAAUUGUUUUUAAAACGGACUAUUUCAAACUUAUAAACAAAAAAGCGUGUUUCCUCUUUCACGAAAAUGACUUCAAGUGGUUCGAAUUGCCAGAUGGCAUUAUUAAAGUGCUUAAAAAACAUGGAAUAUACGGCAGUUUUUUACAUUCAUUGGCUUUUUGUAUGUGUACAUAAAUGUUUGUAUCGCAGAAAAACAGCUGGGUAUAAAUAGAAUUUGAUGCGUAUGAAAUUUGUACUUUGUUCUACUGUUCUUAUACCGAGAUGCUCUGCUAAUCGUGAAAAAAGACACUAACUGCCAUGAUUAUAGAUCACCGCACGGAUGGUCAUUUUAGUAGUAAGUUGUCCGUAAAGUAAAUAGUCGGCCGUUUGUGUUUUGCUACAAUGUAGUGCCUUAAAUAUCAACUUCACUUAGCAUUCCUCCAACUAGUUCUUGUUAUGUUCAGCGCAGUGUAAAUUUCAAGCCCUGUUGAUAGUACGAUUUUCGAUCAACUUGCUUAAUUGCUUCGAAUUUGUUAAGACAUUUCAGACGGAGACAUUUCGGUCACCAUAACAGAUUUUUAAGCAAAAACAUUUUCAGUUUGAGACAUCUGAUUUCAUCUAGAUUAGCGACAAACACUGAUUCUCGCGCAAUAUUCCUCUCGUGCAGAAUGUCAGCGCAGCAAGCGUUUUCAAUUAUUCGAUUAAAAAAAGAAUUAUAGCUGCAAUGUUAAAUUGGCGGAAAAAUGUCUCUGUCCCAAAUGUCGCGGCACGGCUUCAAAUGAUCUAAAUUGAUGUUAUCUAAAAAGAUGGCUGAUGAGACUUUCAAAAUUGUAUUCCAGUUUGCAUUUAACCAAAUAAAUUUAUUGUGAUUAUGUUUCCAAAUAGACUAAAAAUGAAGCCUAAUUUUGGAACUGCACCAUGUGAUACGUAGAUAAUUUUAGAUGAAAAGUAAAUUUUGUAUAUUUUCGACUGAGUUUUCUUUGCAAUUAACCAAAGAAGUGAUA
Symsagittifera roscoffensis is the source of this 2947-nucleotide messenger RNA. RefSeq names its product lysosome-associated membrane glycoprotein 1-like. Gene Ontology annotation, biological process: establishment of protein localization to organelle. The record is from RefSeq and is a predicted model, not a curated record. Gene Ontology annotation, cellular component: late endosome membrane; lysosomal membrane; plasma membrane. The transcript is spliced from 4 exons. NCBI's taxonomy places the organism in Eukaryota, Metazoa, Xenacoelomorpha, Acoela, Convolutidae. Bases 6 to 1094 code for a protein of 362 amino acids.